This is a messenger RNA of Polypterus senegalus (gray bichir), 364 nucleotides long. RefSeq names its product ATP synthase F1 subunit epsilon (gene atp5f1e). The transcript has 3 exons. Bases 92 to 250 code for a protein of 52 amino acids. The record is from RefSeq and is a predicted model, not a curated record. Gene Ontology annotation, biological process: proton motive force-driven mitochondrial ATP synthesis. Gene Ontology annotation, cellular component: mitochondrial inner membrane. Lineage: Eukaryota; Metazoa; Chordata; Cladistia; Polypteriformes; Polypteridae. Gene Ontology annotation, molecular function: proton-transporting ATP synthase activity, rotational mechanism.
UGCUUUACUCAUUGCCACGUGACCGGACGCUUCUUCUGUGUGCCGUGUUCUUCUGCUCGGCUGUCCUUGACCGCUCGAAUUAAAGGCAAAAAUGGUGGCGUACUGGAGGCAGGCUGGUCUCAGCUACAUCCGUUACUCGCAGAUAUGUGCGCAGGUUGUACGCGCAGCCCUCAAGCCUCAGAUCAGAGUGGAAGCAGAAAGAGCGGCUGGAGCGAAUGUGAAGGUCACCAAGGCCAAGACUAGUGGCUGAGCCCAGAAUUACUUGGUUCUCUGUUGGAUGAUAUUUUCCUUACUUCAUUUCUGCUUUCAUACCAGUCCACCGUAACUGUAUUAAUAUAAUUACAUUAAAAAUUCCAAACCCCUA